Molecule: messenger RNA, 570 nt
Organism: Ascoidea rubescens DSM 1968
Lineage: Eukaryota; Fungi; Ascomycota; Saccharomycetes; Ascoideales; Ascoideaceae
Product: copper transporter family protein
Exons: 2
Coding region: 1-570 (189 amino acids)
Biological process (GO): copper ion transmembrane transport
Cellular component (GO): membrane
Molecular function (GO): copper ion transmembrane transporter activity
Source: RefSeq, a predicted model, not a curated record
AUGUCAAGUAGCAGCAGCAGUAGUAGUAGUAGUACAAGUGCUUCGUGCAAGAUUUCCAUGUUGUGGAAUUGGUACACUAUUGAUUCAUGUUUUCUUGCAAGAUCGUGGCAUGUAAGGUCAAAGAGCAUGUUUGCUGGAAGUUGUAUUGGGGUUUUCUUCUUUAUAUUGGCUUACUAUUGGGUUCACAGAGUCGUCAAAGAGUACGAUAAUGCUAUUGUUGAUUACAAGACUGCUCAAUUACAGAUUGUUUGUGAUAAUGUCGACAAUUGCGAGAAUGAAAAAAUCAAUCACUCUUGGUUAUUUACAGCUAAAAAAUCACAUAAUGCAGAUGAUGUGGUGAUUAUGCCCAGUAUUGCUGAACAUUCACUAAAAUCAUUGUUUUUUAUGGUGGAAUGGACUUGUUCUUAUUUAAUUAUGUUGUUAUGGAUGUAUUAUAAUGGUUAUAUUAUUAUCACUUGCAUAUUGGGUUGUUUCUUUGGCAAAUUACUUUUCGGAUAUGAGCCUUUAGCAGUGGUGAAUAAGAAAUCUUUUACCAAAGUAGCUGCCCCAGUUUCCAAGUGUUGUUGUUAA